Molecule: messenger RNA, 966 nt
Organism: Salvia miltiorrhiza (redroot sage)
Lineage: Eukaryota; Viridiplantae; Streptophyta; Magnoliopsida; Lamiales; Lamiaceae
Product: EPIDERMAL PATTERNING FACTOR-like protein 3
Exons: 3
Coding region: 492-824 (110 amino acids)
Biological process (GO): guard cell differentiation; stomatal complex development
Source: RefSeq, a predicted model, not a curated record
AAAAUAUGGUUUUAAUUGCAGCCUACUCCUCAAAAUCUCUAUUUUUUUAUUAAGCUAUAGUUAUGGAAAGAUGUUAAAAAUUUGUGGCUCUGCAUUCCAUGCUGAUUCCAAAUGGUAGUAUUUUGCCCUUUCAAUGCUUUAAUUUUUUAUUUAUAGGAUUACUUGUAUUGAUGAUUCAAGUAAUUUAAGAUAAAAGGUUGGUUGUUUCCUGGGUUGUGUCAGCUAGAUUUGUCAAACUAGGAGAGGAAAAGGUGUGCUCUGAUUUUUCAAACUCAGAAUUUAGAAUCACUUGUUCGUAAAGCAACCCCUCAGCUCCAGUCUAGAGAGAGAGAGGGAGUCUUGGGAGUGGUGAUGUUAGUAUUCACUUACAUAUAGAGUGAAGGAGAGCUUUCAAGAAGCUUGCCAUCUUAAAGAUUCAAGACUUCUCUCCUUUCUCUCUCACACACAACACGCACUGAAAAUUUGAGAGUUUGGUUUUCUUCUCUGAGAAAAUGAUGAGAAGGGCAAGAAUCUAUUGUUUUCUUUUCUUGUUUGUGAUUUUGCUCAAUUUGGAUGGAGCAACAAGUAGGCAUCUCCCACUAAGCAACAAUAUUCAAGGCUCUGUCCGAAACCAGACCAUCUCUUCCACCCCAAUUGAGGAGAAAUACAAGGAAGUGAAGAAAAUAGGAUCAAAGCCACCAAGCUGUGAGCACAAGUGUUAUGGUUGCAUGCCAUGUGAGGCCAUCCAAGUUCCAACCACAGCCACACAUUUUGGGGUUCUCUACACUAAUUAUGAACCAGAGGGUUGGAAAUGUAAGUGUGGGCCCACCUUCUACAGCCCUUAAUGAGAGAGAGAGAGAGAGGUGUAUCAUCAAUUUUCGAAUUUUCUUUCAUCUUUGUGAAAUUAAGAUGGUAGAAGUAAUUAGUUAGCUCUAGGAGCUGCAUUAGUUUGUACAAUGACUUUUUUCAAGGAGUUAUAUUUUUCAA